CCCUGUUCUACUCGGAGAGGGCGCCUUUCGAGAAUGUCUUCUACCAGUGUGUGACUAUUCGUGAGAUGGAUGGGUUACCUAGUAGCAUCUAUACAACCUUCGUGCUCUUCAUACAGGUCAUUGCUCCUCUCUUCAUCAUGUUCGCCGCUUACACCGCCAUCUUUGCUAAAAUAAGGAGAGAAAGUUCCAAAGGAUUAAGCAUUAACGAUGCUGAAGACAACCUUUCUCAACAACACAAAGCUCGAUCACGCCUGUUCAUGCGUGCUCAACAACGGACAUUGCGAAUGAUCAUCACCAUCUUUCUCGCGUUUGUCGUGAACUGGACCCCUUACGUACUGGCUGCCAUGAAAUACACGUGGCACCACACUGAUCAUCCCGACACUCAAUCUAUGCGGAUCGUUUACGAGACAGCGUUUCUCUUCGGACUCUCCAACUCCUGCUUCAAUCCUUUAGUCUACGGAUGCUGCAACCUGCACUACUUCGAUAGCUUCUGCGCCUCCUGCUGCGCCGUGUUCAUCGGCCGCCCCGACUCCAGCCUGACAGACCAUAAGACGUCGACGUACACCAUGAGAUGGUCGAUGAAGUCGAGCCCGACGGCCAAGCAAGGAUACGGCCAUCAUCAUCCUCAUCAUAACAACAGUGUGAAUCGACACGGCAACCAUAAUCAGGGAUCUAGUAACAACCAGUGGAUUAAAGGAAGGUUACUCACAGAGGGCGCUGUAUCAAGUACUUCUCAAGUAACAGUUUCCUGAGGAGGAUAAAUGAACUUUAGAUUUUGCUUCAGAUGCCCUUUAUACGUCAUAGUCAACAUAUAAUAAUGCGAAAGACUUAGUAAAGACGAUGGACGUUUGUUUCAGGACAGCAAGAGUUUUUAACGAGAAGAUUCUUCGGGACUCACAAUGCUUGGAAUUGGAGCGUUGAUGGCGCAUGACAUGACCUUGAUGUACGAAGACGCGCAGAUAAAGCAAGAGAACCGUCCGUGGACAGCCCGUCUCUUUCAAACACGAUUCACAGAGGCUGCUGAAGAAAGCACUGGAUGUCGAUCGAAGCACUCAAACUCAGAAAAGGAAUGACACUUUUAAUUGAAACAAAAUCUUCUGAGUUUUAAAUGUCGUGAAUUAUUGUGUCACUAUGUUUUGCAUGUGUGUGGUAUCACUACGACGAGUUGAACAUUCAAUUCAGAAUUAUGUGAAUGUGUAACUAGGUCUCCAGUCUAUAAGUCACAAUAUAACUAACAACACUGAAAACCGGGGCACAGAGAACGAUUGCACCUUUCAACAACAAUCCUGAUAUUAGCAAAUAUUAGAAAUGUUGUAAUCAUCAUUGGCUAAUGUUAAUUAGCGAAUAAUUUCAUACCUUUGUGUUUUGGGACCCUGAUCCGUCAAUGAACUGGCCGGUAGUAAAUAGUUAACAUAGUGCCAAUGAGAUAUGUUGCAGGUAAAACGUCCUCUAGUCACAGGGCAAUCUAAGGACAAUUAAGGUAAACUUUUUUAAAAUGCAUUCAUUCCACAGCCAGUCAGGACGAUAGACUUCGUGCGAUGUCUUCUCGUUCCUAAGCACUUGCUGGUAUCCGGGGAGAGCAAAGAAAAUGUCCGCAAUCGAAUUUGUCUCGAUUAAAUUUGGACGCAGAUAUUGACUUGCUGAUACCUUCUGGAGUUUGUUCUGGUUAUUCUGGCGAUAUCCUCACCAGUCCUGAGCAGUCCUGAGCACUUCUGCGUCGUCUGUGCGAACUGUCCAGAGAUCAUCCGCGAUGUUGUACAGUUCUACUGCUUCUUCUUCUGUUGCCAUGGUUGCUGAUGAUGAUGUUGCUGCUAUUAGACUCUUACUGUCAUUGGCGCGACCACCACGCUCAGAGCCAGGGAACGAUAUUUUGUUCGGGGGCGCUGCUUUAAAAGAAAAAAUAUUGGCAAAAAAAGGUUCACUAAGAAAUGAAGGUGAUUUUGGUUAAAUAUCUACUUUUAUCUACUUCAGCUAACCAACCUGACUUCAAGGGCGUCCUGCCUGAUUGUAUAGCACACGCAGCACCCCCAGAAAAAUAUUUGGGGGUGCUUCACGCACCCCAACCCCCGCCCUCCCCAGUACUCCUGCUUCCCGUUGCAGGGCCAUGAACACCCUUGCUCUAUAGGACUACAUUACAUCUCGGAUUAUUGCUGAACUCUUAUCACCAUCUUUUUUGUUAUUUACUCUGCUGAAACUUACAAAAGUUUCUAAGAGUGAUUACUGUAAUAAAUACAAAAAAGCAUCGGCACUAUUUUCAACAUAUCUUUACGAUAUUCUGACCGCUCCCUGAGCCUUAUUACUUCUCUACUUCUACUUUGAUUAUUGCUACUACUAUUUCUACCUAUACUAUCCCGACAACUGAAAGUAUACUAAUACUACUUUUACUAAUACUACUGCUACUACUACUAUUACUGUUACUAUUUCUACUACAGCUACACUACUUCUACUAGGUCUAGCACUUCAUUUAAUACCAGUACUAUUCUAUCACUAUGUGGGGUACCACUACAAGCAUUACUGAUUUAGCAUCUUUAUUUUCUACUAAUACUAUAACCAUACUCCUGCUACUAUUGUUUAGACUUCUGAUAUUAUUCUAUAAGAAUUCCAUCACUUAAUACCUCUCUAAAUCAAAUGAUACCAGUAUUUCUUCUUCUUCUUUGACUACUACUACUACCACUACUACUACUUCUACUACUAUUACUACCACCACUACUACUACUACUGCUGCUACUAUAUACUACCAGUUGCGGACCAAGGUUUGGAGAAAAGUCACACUACAGUAUGAAAGUAUGUAAAAAAAAAGGGGGGGCAAGUGGGACCCCCACAAAAAAGUCAAGAGGGAUGUGAUCAAAAUGGUAACUUUUUUUCUUUGGCUUGUCAUAUUCUGGUAGAAAGGAAAAUUGAGCCCAGCCCAUGUUUCUCCCUAGAUAUUACUACAAGUGCUUCUACUGCUGAUGCUACAAUUGUUAAUACUACUACAACUACUACUACUACGUCUACUACUACUACUACAACAAC
Lytechinus variegatus (green sea urchin) is the source of this 3015-nucleotide messenger RNA. RefSeq names its product oxytocin receptor-like. The transcript is spliced from 3 exons. Gene Ontology annotation, cellular component: membrane. Bases 66 to 752 code for a protein of 228 amino acids. Gene Ontology annotation, molecular function: G protein-coupled receptor activity; peptide binding. Gene Ontology annotation, biological process: G protein-coupled receptor signaling pathway. The record is from RefSeq and is a predicted model, not a curated record. NCBI's taxonomy places the organism in Eukaryota, Metazoa, Echinodermata, Echinoidea, Temnopleuroida, Toxopneustidae.